CGAACUUCCGUUUCUCCACUGCUCUCGUUUGCAGACUCCCGCGGGAGCUUGGAGCCCGGUCGGGGGCGGGUCUUCCGGGAGAGGGGCGCGCAGGAGAGGAAAGUCGCGAGUAGGGACUUUUGCUCCUCGCUGCUCAAGAAAUGUCUUCACUUUCAGAAUAUGCCUUGCGCAUGACUCGUCUGAGUGCCCGGCUGUUCGGUGAGGUUGCCAGGCCUACUGAUUCCAAAUCCAUGAAGGUGGUGAAACUGUUCAGUGAGCAGCCUCUGGCCAAGAGGAAGGAGACUUACGACUGGUAUCCAAAUCACAACACUUAUUUUGCGCUCAUGGGGACGCUGCGUUUUCUUGGCCUCUAUAGAGACGAGCAUCAGGACUUCAGGGAUGAGCAGUUGCGUCUAAAGAAGCUUCGUGGCAAGGGGAAACCAAAGAAAGGAGAAGGGAAAAGAGCAGCAAAAAAGAAAUAGUGUUCGUCCAACAGGAGAACAGAGUUCUUUCUCAGCAACUGACAGCAGAAGAAGGUGUAUUUCUCUUUCCAUGUAUUAGAGGAAUGGAAGCUUCUGAGAUUGAAGAUUAUUUGGAGGAACAUGGUCAUUUCUGUGUUGAAGUCCAAUCCAGUUGAAUUGUGAUUGGUUUCCUGGACACAUUCUAAUUCUGCAAAGUUAUUUUGGCCUUGGUUUUAUACUCUGAGGUUUAUCUCUUUCCCUAAAGAAAUGGAUGCACAGGUGAUUGAAGAAUGAAUCAUUUGGGAUAGGAAUGCGAUUUUGGGGACCUGGGGGGAAACUCAUUAAAUGAGCAUCAUUUAGUCUCCCCAGGAUCCCUUCUUGCUUCCCCGCUACACCAGCCCUGAACUCUGCCAUCGCUCUGGCCAUUCAACCACUGUCUCCAUCACAAAGCUCACAAACUUUGUGUACCUCUCCACCUACUCCUUAGAGAGUAUCUGCUAAGACAGAUUUGUGGGAAAAGGCUGUACCUGCUAAGAGAAUACUGAGUGACUACCUGCUGGGGCCCUACUAAUACCAUGGUUAGCAAGAGAAAACAGUCCCUACCUCAUUCAGGCUUGUGGGAAAGACUAAUAUCAUUACAUAAAUAAAAUUGUAUUAAAUGCUACAAAGGAAAAGUCCAGAUUUCUUGCAGGAGUGUGUGGAUCAAUCAAUGGCUCAAUCCAGAGCAAGAGACCCCACCUCAAGAGUUUAAAGAAGGCCUCCCUAAAGAGAUGGUGUUGAAGCUGAGCUCUGCAGGAUGAAAGAGAAGAGGAGGUACCUGGCUGGCUCAGUCAGUAAAGCAUGCAACUCUUGAUCUCAGGGUCAUGAGUUCGAGCCCCACAUGUGGUAUAGAGUUUGCUUAAAAUUAAGGUGCUCCUGGUUGGCUCAGUCGGUAGGGCAUGCGACUCUUGAUCUUGGGGUUGUGAGUUCAAGCCCCACGUUGGGUGUAGAAAUUACUUAAGAAAAAUCUUAAUAAUUAAGAAUUUUUUUUAAAAGAUUAAAAAAAUGAUGGGAAAAGUGUGUGAAGCACAAGAAAGCUCCCUGUUCGAGUAAUUGAAAAAACAGCACUGACUGUCUGGGUUUCACCUGGAAACAGAAGCCAGACCAUGAAGGGCUUUGCAGGUUCAUUUUGUUUUUGUUUUUGUUUUUUAAGAUUUUAUUUAUUUGAGAGCAAUAGCACGUGCACACACACGCACACAAGUGGGGAGAGGAAAAGCAGACUCCAUGCUGAGCAUAGAGCCUGAUGCAGGGCUCGAGUUGGGGCUCGAUCCCACAACACUGAGAUCAUGACCUGAGCUGAUAUCAAGAGUCAGACACUUAAUUGACUGUGCCACAGGGCUUUGCAAUUUCUGUGAAAAAGCUUGGACGUAACCAACUUAGCCAGCGUGUGAAGUGUUACUUCUUUGAGAGAGGACUCUUGUAUACACACGAAUAGCCAGCUGCUCACUUCCAUGUAUUGUAACAGUGAAUUUCCAGUAAGGGGUAAGGGCUUCUCUGAUUUUUUUUUUCUUUCAAGUUCCAAAAAUCUGGACUGUCCUAGUAAAUUCUUUAAAGCCCUUUUUCUUUUCUGUUGUAAAAUUUACCACCUUAACCACCUUUAAGCAUAUAGUACGGUAGUGUUAACUAUAAGCACGUUGUCCUGCUAAAGUGCUUUUUAACCCUGUUUCUCUCAGGAAAAAAGCAAAGUGCACAGGCAAGAGGACAUAUACCAGCUCCUGAAGCUAUGUUUUCUUUCCCUGCAUCAUUAGAAGUAUUGGCAGUAAUUGCCCUGCAAAUAAUGCCGAAUUAGUAAGAAUCCCAUUACCUGUGUUUUGAUAAAUUGUAUUUUUAAAGAUAAAUGAUCCAGAUGGUAGGGCUCGGGCCCAUAUUAUGGUCUUAAAAACUAGCUGAAAUUGGGUAAUUCGUGUCUGACAGAUGUAACUUCAGCGGGGCCCCGAGGAUCCAUUCAUUUAGAACUUUUUCCCAAGCACUUACCAUGUGCCUGCCACGUGCUAGUUGUAGAGGACACAGUCAAAUAGGCUUAGUCCCUAAGACUGUGUAAAGGACGGCUGUGUGUUGUAAGGCGUUGGCAAAAUCCCAGGGACUUGGGAUUCGUGGCCAAAGCAGCCGAGCCAGGUGGGUGGAAGAUGAACCCAGGACGUCGGGCUAAGAAACAGGCUCUCAGCCUCAGCAUAGUGUAGAACAGCCCAGUGGCUGCUUCUUCAAGUUACGCCAUCUCCAACUUGGGGGGAAGGCUUGAAUGUGAGAGGAGCUUCAAAGAAGUAGCAUGAUAUUCUAAAGAGAAACUGCAUCAGAUAACCCCUAGCUGACCUGAGUCAGAAAACAAGCAAAGAAUCCGGGUGUUGGUUUGCUGACGGCCCCUGAACCUGCAAGGAGCCUUAGCACUGGUUGAUAGAGAAGUUCGUAGACAACUCAGCAGUAGAUUAGUACGCCACUGCUAAAAAUGAGAGACUCCAACUAAAAUUUAUUUGUAUAUAAGCUGUACCCCGAAGCCCAUCUGACACAGCAAAUGCUACCUAACUUAAAAUAGCCUGUACUGAACAUGGUGGACCAGAUGGAACAUGGAGGAUAAGAGGGAGGGGGUAAUUCUUGAUGCCAUACAAUCAAUGCGUUUCAGGACACCGGUAACUGACGUUUAAGACAAGGACUCGGUGCAAUCAGGAAAAAAAAAAAAAUCUUCAACUGCAGGUAUAGGCUAGCCAGAUGUUUGACUGGAUUUUUUUCUGGUCAAGACCAAAACUAUUUGUGUUUUCCCUCAAAUGUUUGGUGUGCAUGGAGGAUUUUGCCCUUGAUUUUGAUGCGGCAUGGUAAAACACCGGGUUUGGGAUUUCAAAGUCAUGGAUUGGGAUGCAGUGCUCCUUACUGGCUUUGUGACCUUCAGUCACUUAUCUUCACUGAACCUCCUUCUGUCUCUGUAAAAUCAUAGUAAUGCUCCACUAGAUUCAUGAAAUACUAAGAUUUGUGAAAAGUACCACGUGAAUCGUAAAAGAUGAAUCAAAUA
Messenger RNA from Ailuropoda melanoleuca (giant panda), 3480 nucleotides. RefSeq names its product mitochondrial ribosomal protein S33 (gene MRPS33). Gene Ontology annotation, cellular component: mitochondrion. The transcript is spliced from 3 exons. The record is from RefSeq and is a predicted model, not a curated record. Bases 141 to 461 code for a protein of 106 amino acids. NCBI's taxonomy places the organism in Eukaryota, Metazoa, Chordata, Mammalia, Carnivora, Ursidae.